Molecule: messenger RNA, 1877 nt
Organism: Paramacrobiotus metropolitanus
Lineage: Eukaryota; Metazoa; Tardigrada; Eutardigrada; Parachela; Macrobiotidae
Product: TP53-binding protein 1-like
Exons: 10
Coding region: 298-1614 (438 amino acids)
Biological process (GO): DNA damage checkpoint signaling; positive regulation of transcription by RNA polymerase II
Cellular component (GO): nucleus
Molecular function (GO): histone binding
Source: RefSeq, a predicted model, not a curated record
GCGGUUUGUGCCUGGCAGCCUGCUGAGCAAUCCUUCCUUCUCUAAAACGAAGUUUACAAUUGUUAGAAUUUUGUCAAAAAUUACUGAAUAUUAACUUGUGUUUGUUAAAUCAUCAUAAAUAUUACUAACUGCGAUAAAAAAUAUUAUUACGAUUAUUUGGGAAUAUUCCAGUUUCAAGCUUGCAUCUUUCGUUUAAUGAGGAAAUGGUAACCGGAUUCGAAAACUUUUGCAGCAGCGCCCUGCUUGAGUGAGUACAAGGACUAAAAGAAUCGCGAAGCAACAAUAAUAUCAGCGAGAAUGGAGGAGCCCAUGCCAGAAACGGCACAAGCCGCACAACAUGCCGAUGACAAUGCAUUGCGCAUUGGCGACAGCGAAUAUCAGAAAGGGGAACUUGUCUUUGGCUUGUUUAAAGACUCCAAAUUCCUCGAAGACCGCUGGUAUUUAGCGCGAGUGCUGGGCGUCGACGCAGACAAAAAGAAUUUUGAAGUGGAAUGGUUUGAAGACAAAAAAGCCGAAAUUCUACCUCCGAACUAUGUGAUGAAACAGAAGGAUAUGAUCCAGCCCGGUCUGGAUGUGAACAUUUUGCGGCAGGGAAAAACGCUGUAUGAUGUGGUUACUGUGACCGAGUUCCGGGAAGAUGGGAAGCAUGUGUUCAAAAACAGACGCGGAACAGUCGUGAAAAAUCAUCCUCCGAUCGAAAGUAUUAUGGUAAAGGUUCCUGAUUUAGAGGAGUUUCGCAAUUUUAAAGACCAAAAGCGCCGCAUGCCAGUGAGUGAAACGGACCAAGCGGUGGCUGGAACCGCAGAUGGCAAUAAGCCGUCGGCUGCCAGACCGAAAAAAUUGCUCAAAGCCGCUUCACGGCCUGAAUCGGCCAAGAGCGUCGACACAGAGAAGUUAGCAAAUGGUUCUGGAAGCAGCACCUCUUCGCCGCGAACAUCUCUCCAUGGAACGGCCAGUGAAGCCAAAACUGGGUUUCUCUCUGGAUGGAAUUUCAUAUUUUCCGAAGGGUCGGCUAAGGAUGGAUCAUUUUCUCGCUCUAAACUGACUGCGGAGAUUGAAUCAGUUGGCGGGAAAGUGUGGUCAACAUUUUCUGAGUUAUCAAAAUCAGCUGGCAACAAAAUGUUACUGGCACCUACCUACAGUCGGACGGCGAAAUAUUUUCAAUGUUUAGCAGCCAAUAUACCGUGCAUUUCUCAUCGCUGGAUUGAUGAACUGAUGGCUGAAAACAAAUUUAGUUUGUUCCAGAGCUUCCGGUUACCUGCGGGACGUUCUACAAGUGGUGCAGGAGCAGUCGUCGAAUGGAAGCCGAGAUCUCAUGGUUUACUGAAGGGUAGGCGGUUGGGAUUUUUUUCUGUUAAUUCCAUAGAAAGUGUGUGGAGACCGAUCGUUCGAGCUGCCGGAGCGGAAUGUGUUGUUUUAGAAUUCCAUAAUUUUCUUUCGGGUACAUUGUUGGAUGAUACUGGUUUGGGAAAAUUGCAACUGCAUGUUAUCAUGCAUGAAGAACAGUGUCCAACGGAGUUGGUGGAUGCCGCGCGCAACUGCAAUGUGCCACUGUGUGAUACGGAAUGGCUGUUGGAAACCCUUAUUCAAGGAACGAUACAGCCAUGUGCCUAAAUGAUCUACCUCGACAAAGUUACCAGUGCCGGUUUCUGAAUGUCAGCCAGUAUUUCUGUUUGUUGUUGAAAUACGUUUUUGUUAUAAUCAUCUUCUAAUUUGUGCAAUCCUAUUUUCGCCGAGUGUUUGUCUUUGUCUUCCUAGUUAACAUGUUUAAUAUAUCGUGCCUGUUUGGAUUUCCUGUUUGGUAACUCACGAGUUUCGUUAAAUAAUGUUUUUAUAAAAGGCAUGCUAACCUAAUGAAAAGUUCUUUUAUUAGCAAA